UUCUUAAUUUUUAUGCACAGACAAAAAGCAGAAUAAAGAUAAUUUAUUCAUAUUAAUGAAAAGAAAAGGAAAAAGAAAAAAACAAUAGCAAUAAAACGCAAGUGCAGGGGAACAAUGGUAGGCCGCCGUUGUACAUACAAACUCUUAUUUCCCCUACCAAAACCCUGAUCAAUUUCUUGACUAAACCCAGUUCAGAAAAAUAAAAUAAAAUAAAUUUCUUGACUAAACUGAACUCUGUUCUCUCUCCGCCGAUUCCACUGAGUCACGUCUUUAACUCGGCCGAUUCAAUAACUAUGCAAGUCCUCUCCAACGCGCGUCGACUCGCUAGGGUUUUGAAGAACCCUCCGAUUCUCCUCAACUCAGCAGCAGCUAAUCACAAAUUUCUCUCGUCCUCCUCCGAUGUUAUUCAAAUCUCGACCUCUCCUAAUCAAUGCCAACAUCACAAUUAUUUCUCUUCCAAUUCUCUCUACUUCUCUGGUCAAGGCAAUUGUUUGCUAAUGUCACAAUAUCCACUGUACUUGAGGACUACAAAAGCAUCAUUUGGUACUAGUGUUGACACCGCUCCAACAGAGGCUGUGAAGGAGCUUUAUGACAAAAUUCUUGAUUCUGUCAAUGUUAAACGGACGAUGUCUCCAAAUGCUUGGCUAUGGUCAAUGAUUGAUAACUGUAAAAAUCAUGAGGAUAUUAAGCUUCUUUUCGACACUUUGCAGAAUCUCCGAAGAUUUCGGCUAUCUAAUCUUCGCAUACACGAUAAUUUUAAUUGCCAUCUUUGUCGUGAAGUUACUAAAGCAUGUACUCGAGUUGGGGCUAUUGACUUUGGAAAGAAGGCUCUGUGGAAACAUAAUGUAUAUGGAUUGACUCCUAAUAUUGGAUCUGCCAACCAUUUGCUGUCAUAUGCUAAGGAACACAAUGACUUAAAUUUGAUGGUUGAAGUGAUGAAACUUUUGAAAAAGAAUGAUAUUGCAUUACAGCCUAGUACAACAGAUACUGUUUUCAGUAUUUGUUACAAUGCCGGUAAUUGGGAACUGAUAUGCAAGUAUUCAAAGAAGUUUCUCAAGGCUGGAAUGAAACUUCGAAAAACUGCAUUUGACAUGUGGAUGGACUUUGCUAUCAAAAGAGGAGAUACUGAGUCACUAUGGCAAAUUGAGAAGCUGAGAUCUGAGUCAAUGCAGCAUCAUACUCUUAUGAGCGGGUUUUCAUGUGCCAAGGGUCUAAUUCUAGAACAUAAGCCUGAGGAUGCUGCUGCUAUCAUUCAAAUCCUUAAUCAGACUUUAUCCGACACCAAGAAGCCUGGUAUUGUGGUUGAACUUCAGAAGCUAGUCAGUGAGUGGCCUUUGGAUGUUGUUAAGCACCAGCCAGAAGAGAACAGGAAGGCAGUAUCUGCUGCUUUAAAAUCUGACGUACCUGCUAUGGUUAUGAAUCUACUGGAAAAGGGCUUAAAAGCAAAUGUAAAUUUAGAAGACCUGAUCCUGAAAGAAGAAAUUUCAUCUUGAAAUGUCAAAACAUGCGAGGACGGCAUUCUGACUUUUGCGGCUGUCAGUUGAAUCAAGAAAGGGAAACAACCAUUUCGGCUGACUGCGGAAUUCAAUAAUCACCGGUUCACACAAGACAGGGUUAGAGCCUUUGGUAGCAUAUACAUACCUGUAAUAGAAAUGCAGUGGCUUCUUUUUGAUUUGCAAGUCACUGGGGCCAAUGAGCUCUACCUCUUUAAUUUUCUAUCAAUUAGUCAUUGCUAUAUUUCUUUUUGCACCGGAGAAUAGAUUUUGUUGAAUCAAAGAUAUUUAGUUUCAGAGAGAAGAUUUUUGUAAGACAACAGUUAAGCUUCACCGCUUCUUUAAGAACACGAAAUUUUUUGGGGUCGAAA
Molecule: messenger RNA, 1864 nt
Organism: Ricinus communis (castor bean)
Lineage: Eukaryota; Viridiplantae; Streptophyta; Magnoliopsida; Malpighiales; Euphorbiaceae
Exons: 11
Coding region: 294-1493 (399 amino acids)
Molecular function (GO): protein binding
Source: RefSeq, a predicted model, not a curated record